UUGGUUUUGUAAAGUUUGUUCCCAACUUCCCCCCUGCUGGUGAGUUGUUUUAGCCUGGCCCUUGAUCCAGCAGUGGUCGAUCUCGCGCACCAGUAUCGCAUGAACAAUGACAUCAUGCAUUCGUCGAACAAGCCCACCAACGGAGAUCCUCUUCGAUGUGGAUCAGAGGAAGUGGCAAAAUGCACUCUGGUCACCUGCAUGGUGGGCAAUGGUGGAUGUGCAUGCGGGCUCGAUGCUUGUUGCGCGCUGCGUAAUGGUUGGGAUGUCGCGACCAAGCUCGUUUUGUGUUCUUAGGAUCAGGUGUCCAGAGAACCAGAUUGGAAUCAUGUUCUUUUUUCACCAGCAGAUACAGUUUCUGUCGCAUCUUAUUCGAGAACGAAAGGAGAUAGCGAUCCUCACAGCUGAUAUAAGUCAAGGACGUGAUUGCAGCUACACAGUUCCGUCUUGAGCUCCCUCCAGAUUGAGGGUCGAAGGACUGGCGUGUAGGUGAAUAUCGUUCACGCGUGCCCGGUCGAGUUGAUCAGUAGCGUCCGAAAAACCUAACACUCGAGCACAAGCAUUAGUCAAUCUCCCGUACCAAUAUCGUAUGAACGAGGUCAUUAUGCAUUCGUAGCUUAUUAAUGGAGAUCGUCUCCGAUGUGGAUCAGAGAAAGUGGCGAAAUGAACUCGGGUUAUG
Suillus paluster is the source of this 676-nucleotide messenger RNA. RefSeq lists its product as uncharacterized. NCBI's taxonomy places the organism in Eukaryota, Fungi, Basidiomycota, Agaricomycetes, Boletales, Suillaceae. The transcript is spliced from 4 exons. Bases 107 to 448 code for a protein of 113 amino acids. The record is from RefSeq and is a predicted model, not a curated record.